This is a messenger RNA of Bradysia coprophila, 4265 nucleotides long. RefSeq names its product ben (gene be). The record is from RefSeq and is a predicted model, not a curated record. NCBI's taxonomy places the organism in Eukaryota, Metazoa, Arthropoda, Insecta, Diptera, Sciaridae.
UUCAGUAUGUCUUUAUGUUCAAACCGAAGAUUAAGUCCAAUGACAUAAAUGUUAGAGUUGAUAAAACAUGUUACGACUUGUUGAUGUUUGUGGUCAAGUAGUGGGCUGUUUAGCGUUGUGUGUAGUUGAUGUUGUGCAAUAAAGGUGGAUAAAUAUUUAGCUAAAUACUCUACUAGUAUUUGAGGUGCGCUAUAACCCGAGAAGUGUCGUCACACACUGUUGUACCCACAUUAACGAAGAGUAUCACAUCAAGAAGAGCAGAGCAAUUUAUAUAACAAAAAAAAAACAUGUUGCAAACACUUUAAAAGAAUUAUCAACGAUCUUUCACACAGAAGACAUUCGGAUAUUCAAAUAAAAAAGUAAAAAUAAAUAAAUAAAUAAACUAAAGAAUCGUCAGCUGUGCGACCGCCGAACUGAAGACAACUAUAGUUUAGUUCUUUGUUAAACACCAUCCGUUGAUCAGUUGAUCGGUGCGGUUGUGCGGUUUGCCAUCCAUUUCGUUCAUUGCAAGUUAAAUAUCAAUACAAAUAAAAGUGCAGACGAAUUGUGAAUUUAAAAAAAAAACGUUUAAUUGGAAAAUUAUUUUCUGAUUUUCUCUGUGUGCUCAUAUUAAUCGCGAAUUUGUUGUAAAUCGAUUUAUUGAUUCCGUUUCGGUUCUAUAAUGGAUGUGUUAAUGGUGUUAAAAAAGUCAGUUCAAGUUACAAGUGCAAAUCAUAGCAACAAGAAUUCGCAAUCAUGAAGAAAAGGAAAAAAAAAUAAAUAAAUUUAUGAAGCAAUAAAGUGGUGAAUCACAAAUGAAAAUAGAUAAAAAAAAAUGUUUUAAAUGUUGACAAAGACUCGAUUGAAUUUUGUCGUUUCGUUAAGCAAGUGUAUUAAGCAUACAAUUAAAAUAAACGACGACGUGUGCUCUUGGUAUGCAAUCGACCGCAUUCACCAGCAUAGAUACUUACUGAAACGGAAUAGUCUGGCUGAAACAGGAUACACAUAAAAUGUUACCAGAAAAAAUAGAAGAACAACACGACGAGAAAAAUGUGAAGAAAAACGAAAAAUAAUAAAAAGAAGUUUAAAGAAACUCAUGGAAAUAGUUCAACUGAAAUGUUCCGAGCCCGGAGCACAUUUAUAAGCACCGUGCGCUAUACUCAAAUAAAACAAAAGUAAAAGGAAAAAAAAAGUGUCAUAACAAGUAACAAGAGCAAUAAUCAAACUGAAAUUAAAAUCUAUUUUCGUUCAAGUCAAUUGAAUAUUAAAAUGUGAUAUCCAAUGUCCAUUGCGAUCGGUUUCGAAUGAAUUUUUUUGUGUGUUUAUUUUGGUAGCAGCAUGAAAAUGGUUCAAAUAUUGCUGAUGCUCUUUCUAAUUACAAUUAAGUGUAAUAAGGUGGUGUGUAUCGAACGAACUAGUAAAAUUAACAAUGCAAUCAGCAGUGAAGACAAUUUGGAUAGUUUAAACAAUCGUGCCGUUCAAACACACAGUCAGAAAUUGAGCGACACCGUAGCCGUAAGGGAAACAUCAUUUAAUCAUAAAAAUAAUGUUCGAAAUAACCACCAAACUAACAGUGAUAUUAAUGGCAAUCCAACGCAGCACGAUGCUGUACCACCCGCAUUUUUAUUGCCCGACAACGGAAGUGCCAGUAAUAGAAGCGUUUCUCAAGUGCCCAUAUUUUUAUUGAGUAAAACGAAUGAACAUACAGAUCAAGUGUCGGCUGAUGUGUCUGUGAAAUUUUUGAAUGAAUUUCAACCGAAUUUGAAUCACAUCAACGCAAGGAAUAGACGUGAUAGCAAUCGUCAAAAUAUAUGCGGAAAUGAGUGUAAAUGCCGGCAAGAGAAUAACUUUGACACGGUCGAUUGCGAUUUUUUGCAAGAAACGUCGUAUGUGCUGGGUCCCAACAAAUACAUAACACGAUCCACAACAUCGCUGCUAAUUAAACUGAAACAUCCCAAAUCCGCAUUACGUUUUGAUUCGAACUUUUUCGACAACAAUAACAUCAAUCGCAUACUAAUUGAAUGCCCAGCCGACAAUCGUGUUCAAAUUGAAGUAACAGCAAAUGCGUUCGUUGGAAAUGAAGGUCCAUUUCCGGAGAUUGAUAUUGUUAAUUGUUUUGCGAUCGUAUUGAGGUCGAAUGCAUUUCAAGGUGAAUUCAAAUUGAAUAUAACCAAGUCCAGCAAUGUGAUGAUCUUCAAGAACGCCUUCUCUGGGACGAAAUUCCACGGUCAUUUUGAGCGCAUAACAAAUUUCAGUCCCGACAAAGAGGCAUUUAGCAAUGCAGAGGCGAAAAUUUUAAUAUUAAAUUGCAAAAUCGAUACGUUACAUCGUUUGGAUGGCCGGCUGAAAGAGAUCAAAUUCACAAAUACCGAAAUUCAAGAUAUUUCGUCGGGGGCAUUCGAUGCCAUCGAAAUAACGUCCAUUGUCUUUGAGAAUUGCAGCAUCGGAUCCAUUCAUAUGAAAGCGACAACCGACCGGCUCUUCACUUCUUAUUUAGAAAUAACCGGAUGUUCAAUUGAGACAAUCGAAACGAAGGCUAUUGAUGGCAGUGGCAUAUCUGAAGUAUUACUGAGAAAUAAUAGAAUAAAAUGGAUCAAAGAGAAUGCCAUCCAUUUGACAACCGUCACAGCUGUAAUAACCAACAACACCAUCCACCAUUUGAAUGUAAAUUGGUUUAAGGUCAAAGGCACAAACGUAACGAUUACCAACAAUAAAUUCGGUAACUUCAAUCGAAUUACCGUGGACCGCAUCGACGACAGUCCGGUGCAUUGCCUGUUCGGAAACAAUUUCAUUUCCAUCGCCAACAAAGGCAGUCUAAACUUCACCGAUUGUCGCAUGAAAGAUGUGUACAUCAAUUCCGCGUGCAAGUGUUCGCAGUUUUCCGAUUGGCUGAAAGAACUGUCGAGUGUCGAUCUGCGAUCGGUAACGUAUUGCCAAGUGGAUAGUGCACUGUUGACGUGUUUGAACAGUAGCUUGGUGAAUGUUUUGAAAUUUGAAAAUGAUAUUUGCAACGAAUCAACGAAAACGUUGGAUUGUGCCAAGAAAAAGGUAACGACGCAAAUCCACAGCAAUUUCAUCGACACACAUGACAUCAACGAACGAAAAAUCGACGUGAUAUUGAUCUCGAUCAUCGGCGGCUGUAGUUUACUAUUUAUUUUAAUUUUAAUUGGCAUCAUCGUGCUGGUGAAGAAAAUUUACCGGUCGCGACCGAUAACAAUUCCACUGUCCGAUAUGUCAGUGCCGAACAACCAUCUCGGUUCGAUGAAACAAUCGAAAUCGUUUUCCAACGACGAUCGGGACAUUAUCAAUCAAACGAUGGGAAUAAUAAAGGAGAAACAGACGCCAGAACGGUACGAUCAAAUCUAUAACAAUACGAAAAAGUUGCUGGGUGGAAAUUUAACGGAAUUGGAUAAGGUCACGACGAUCGGCGAAAUCGUUCGGACGUUGGAGGAAUGCGAAAAUACGGGUAGUGAUUUUGUAGCGUUUACGGAUAUAUUAUAUAAGCAUCUAGCACCUAAGGAUAACAAUCAAAACGAUCCCAUCUAUUCGGAACCAAAUGUACUGCAGCACCGGCGAAACAAUGACGAGGAGGAAAACGUGUUCACGCGCGACGACAAUCAAAUGGGAUUGGAUCACAUUUAUGCCGAGCCAAAUAGUGUACAACAGCCACUGCUCACCAAUGAGUACGCUUUGCCCAUCGACAGAAGCGAUCAGACUAAUGUGUACACCGAACCGAUUCCGAAUUUUAUCGACAAACCUCGUCAUCUAAUUAGUCCGUAUGCCAUAGCAACAAACCUAGAAACAGCACCACCAGAAUCAUUAGUUUAUAGUCAAUUGAAUUUUCCCGGCAAUCAACCGUCCACAUCCAAAAAUUUACCGGACGUUUUGAAUCCAACCAAUGCAUCGGCACUGCAUAUGAAAAAUCAACUAACACAUUUGACGCGUUCGCCGACAACGAAUCGCAAAAUUCCCAAAUACACAAUUCCUAGCGCAAAAUUUAAGAAGAUGAAAUCCGACCAACAGCAUCAAUCGUCCGAAGAAUCAAAUUCGCAUUCGGAUCAUUCGGGGGGCAGUGAUAUUACGUAUAAAGUUGAUGAAGUUAUUGAAUAUGCAGAUGCUUAGGAUAGGAUAGUCGUAUGUGCCAAUUCAGAAAUUUUGUUUGUUUGUCUGUUUGUUUUUCAUUUGUAUGUAAGAGAGUUUUGUAUCCAGGCAUUUGAAAAUCUAAUUUUUUUCUAUUUGAAAAGACUGUGUAAAAUUGGAAUAAAGAAAUUGUUUCAAGCGAUAAA